UUCAGAUCUUAACACUUUCCAGCAUCCUAAUGGAUAUUUCCAUGGAAACAUACUUGUGUUGGAGUUUUGUUUUUCUGUAAUAUAAGUCUGUAGUCCGCUAGUUAUUUCAGCGUGUUUUGCAAUUUCUGGACCACAUCUGCACCACCUUCUUCCGGCAAAGUUACUUGAGUUUUGAGGGUAGAUGUGCGUUGCAACCUUCCCCCUAGUUUCUGACACAGUUCAGAAUCAAUCGAUGUAACUUAUCUAGUGAUCUAGCUCGUCGUUCCUUAUAAAUCAAUCGUUUCUUGCAAGUAUGGCAUGUUUAGUGGAUUAUACGCCUCUCAAGUAUCAGUUGAUGCUCACAAAUCUUGUAGAAGAAAAUGAUAAAGUACCCCGUUACCAUAUGAAACGCAUUAGCAUCCACGUAUUAAAAUUUGAAGGGGUGGGUAGUACCGUCGGAGGACUAGCCGAUCGCUUCCGACAGUUGAGCGAGAAGGACAUGAAGUUGCUGAAUUGGCAGGAUAAUCUAGAGAACUUGCAGAAUGAUAGUUCUGUGUACUUCAGUCUCGUUAAAAUGGCUGAAAAGAUAUGUCCCCUCAAGAGUGGCAAGUUAGCAGUUUAUCACUGCGUCACUGACAAGGACACUCAACAGAAUACAGAAGAUCUCUCAUUAUCUUCCCACCAACACUCAAGUUUCCGAAGUCUCCUGGUAACAAGACAUAUCAAUGGACAAGUCGAGUUACUCUCCUCGCAUGACUCAGACGGAGGUGCUAGUAGUCACCUUCGAUGGCGCUCAAACGACUUAAUGAAGAUCGAGAUUUCUGACUCGAAGGCAUACGAGUUGUUAUGGCUGGUUCAAUGGGACAUCGUGGACAGGUUGAAUCAAGUAAGCUGGAGCGAUCCCCAUGCAUGGUCCUGUGGGGAGAGUCGGAGAUCAGCUUGGAAUUUUCCUUUGGAAUAUUUCAAAGACCCUCCCCCUCAAAUAUGCAUUAAACAUGUGCGCUAUCGUCAUUCUCGAAGGUCACCUUAUGUUGUUGACAUGAGACUGGAAAAGUGUAGGAGAAAAAAAUGGUUUGGCUCGUUUAAAACCCGCGUUGCAGCUGCCCGUGCCGUGGACGCUGUCCUCCAUUACUAUUCUCCUUCUAACAAUGUUGGUGGCUUGAAUUUUGAGGAUUCCCCCCUGUUUCUGGAACCAAUACCUCCAGAUCUUACUGGAGACGAGAAGCUUGAUUUUGUGAAAGCACAAGCUCGGCAGAUCGGAAAUUUAUUUGACGGGUCUACGCUUGAGUUUACACGCUCAACAACUACGCUGUGUGGUGUUGCUGGUCCAAGUUCGGUGGGCGACACUGUUGGACUUCAAGGUUCAUUGCGAUCCCAGUCAUCAGACAUGAUACGGAGUGAAAGCGUUCAAACUUUUGGUGCACAAUCAACGGGGAAUUCUGUCCCCAUAAAUCGAUCGAGGUUGUGUAGGUCGAAUUUUGUCACACCAGAGAUUUGGAUAAAUUCAGGAACUGUCCUGGAUGAACACUGUGCGGCAGUGCAAGCCACGUCUUGUGCAAGUAAUUCCUUUCAAGAGACUGACGGUUCGAUGUUCAGUUCUCAGCUAGAAAAUCAGUGGCUGUCUGGUCCGAGAAGCUUCUCCACAGAUCAUCAGGUGUACGAGAGAGAGUUGCCUCAACUUCGAUCUGAAACUUAUGAACCCAGUUCCUCUUCCAUGGUCGCAGAAUCAACCACAGCAUCCUUGGACGAGGAACUCGUGGGAUACAUGAUGGCUGACCUUCUGGGGGAUGUUGAAACAGCUGUUCCAGCUUCCCAAUUGUCCACACUCUAUAAAAAUGUGGGUGACCGUCAAUUUGCGCCGGACACGCGAUUCUGGCAACCUUCACAGGAUUAUUCUAUCGAUUCUUUGGUUGAGAAUAUUGAUCUGGGGAAUCGUUUUUUAAAUGAAAACAAGUAUGUUUGAUGGUAAUCUGGGGGAGAAAUUGUCCAGCGAUGUUCCUUGGGUACCGGUUCUUACGUCAGCCCUUCAGCAUCAAGAAGCGUUGUGUAUCAAAGUCAAACAAUUUAUUGUAUAGACAUAGGAGAAAUCUCUUGUACAUCACUGGCUUAGCGAGGAUUCAUAAUUCCUUACUUAAAUAUGAGGAUGAUGAUGAGGAACCUUGUUCACAUAAAUUCAUUGUAAAAGUAAAAUUUGUAAAGUUUUCUAGAGAACUUCCAGGAACCACAGAAGCAAGACCAGGAAAAUACUGAACAACCACGUUAACAUUAUAAUCCUAGUUGAGAUACUAUGAGUUUAAAUUAUGGUUAUUAAGUAGUUAAAAAAUAGCUCUUAGACUGCCAAUACUGAUACUUCUGUGAGCAAAAGUUUCGCUAUAGGUAUUCUAAGUAUAUGCCAGAUGGACAUACUUUGUACAGAGCUAAAUUGGAUGUUAACAUCACUCUCAGCACUGAGUACAGUGGUGAGUCCACGUAUAUUGUCUGUAAA
Physcomitrium patens is the source of this 2464-nucleotide messenger RNA. RefSeq lists its product as uncharacterized. Gene Ontology annotation, molecular function: DNA-binding transcription factor activity. Gene Ontology annotation, biological process: regulation of DNA-templated transcription. NCBI's taxonomy places the organism in Eukaryota, Viridiplantae, Streptophyta, Bryopsida, Funariales, Funariaceae. The record is from RefSeq and is a predicted model, not a curated record.